GUCGUCGCUUCCAUAACAUUAGUCGGGCAUCUUGGUCAUUGUGGCACUGACUGCAGUACUGAGUUAUCCUCGAUAGGAUUUUACACAAAGAUUACUUCAUGGAGAACGUGUCUCCUUCCAUUACCUCUGCUUCGAUCCAAACACCGGCAACAAAGCUUGACCCGGAAAUGGAAAAAAAACGUGAAAUUGUCUGGCGAAAUGUCAUAUUAUUCCUCCUCCUUCAUCUAAGUGCUCUUUAUGGAAUAUACUUAAUUUUCACAUCUACUAUGUGGCAAACGACGUUGUUUGGAUUUCUUGAAAAUAGUUGCAAUAGAAAAAUGGAAAUUUGGCAUAAGAAAUUCAAUGACAUAUAUGAAUGGGUGAGAGAUCACAGGGUACAUCAUAAAUUUUCAGAAACAGAUGCCGAUCCACACAAUGCUAAAAGAGGAUUCUUUUUCUCUCACAUCGGAUGGUUAUUAGUAAGAAAGCAUCCAGAUGUUAUAGAAAAAGGAAAAACUAUCGAUUUAAAUGAUGUAUGGGCAGAUCCUAUAGUACGAUUUCAAAGAAGGCAUUAUACCCGUCUAGUAGUUAUGUUGUGUUUCGUUAUACCAACAUUGUUACCCGUAUGGUGUUGGGGUGAAACUUAUUGGAAUUCAUAUUUUGUGGCUACUUUAUUAAGGUAUUGCGUUUCCCUGAAUGCUACAUGGUUGGUGAAUAGCGCAGCACACAUGUGGGGAAAUCGUCCUUACGAUAAAUCAAUUAAUCCUAGACAAAAUAAAAUAGUCACCUUAUGGGCAUUAGGUGAGGGUUUUCAUAAUUAUCAUCAUACUUUCCCAUGGGAUUAUUCUACAAGCGAAUUAGGAUCGAAAAUUAAUUUCACUACAGUGUUUAUUGACUGUAUGAACUGGUUAGGUUUGGCAUACGAUUUAAGAACUGUUUCACCCGAUAUUAUCAAACAGAGACGUUUAAGAACUGGUGAUGGAAGUGAAUAAUGAAAUUAUAUACAUUGUUUCUUUAUAUAUAUACAUAUAUAUAUAUAUAUAUAUUAUUUUUUCUUAUUUGUUACGGAAUAAUUAUUGUCAAAUUAUACAAAAUAUUUAAACUUGUGGGAACUGAUUUAUCUAUAUAACCUCCUGUUCUACAUUCUAAGAAUGUAAUGAUUAAAAAAAAAA
Molecule: messenger RNA, 1151 nt
Organism: Centruroides sculpturatus (bark scorpion)
Lineage: Eukaryota; Metazoa; Arthropoda; Arachnida; Scorpiones; Buthidae
Product: stearoyl-CoA desaturase 5-like
Exons: 5
Coding region: 99-971 (290 amino acids)
Biological process (GO): unsaturated fatty acid biosynthetic process
Cellular component (GO): endoplasmic reticulum membrane
Molecular function (GO): iron ion binding; stearoyl-CoA 9-desaturase activity
Source: RefSeq, a predicted model, not a curated record